CUCGUGUGAAUGUGGACGGAGAAAAUCGUGGCGCGCGCACAGAAUCGCGAUAUAUUCGCAAAAGUGUGGACUGCUUGCUGUGUGUGGUAUAAAUACGGCAAUUGUUAGGUGACUUGAGAGUAGUUUUGUCACGCCCGUGGGCAAAGCAAUUUUCUCAGUGAAUGCGACAGAGCAAAACUCUUCACGGUGCUUUUGAUGGGGAGAAUGUAGUGGAAUAAUGGGCUGCGGAGGGUGUUGUUCUUGAGGCACCCAGAGGAAGAACAAGAGGAAGCCCGGAGUUGACAACAUCAGGACGAGACGGGCGACAAUGAAGUGCCGCUCCUUUGCACAUUUCAUAAUUGUCACAAUAAAUCUGUGUGUUGUGCAAAAGGCGACAACCGAAGUCUUCACGCUAGGCUAUCUCACGGGCUCACAGCGCAGAGUUGGUGAUCUGGAGUACACACGACCAGGACUCACCAUAUCUGGGGCCAUUUCGUUGGCCAUUUCUGAGGUCAACGGCGGUGUGCUCAAGGAUUUGGGACACUCCAUUGAGUUCAUGGUGGCCGAGACGUUUGGCGAGGAAGUGUCCAGCAUCCGCCAAACGGCUGCGCUCUGGACCAAGCAAAUUGCCGGCUACAUUGGACCACAAGAGACUUGUGUUCAUGAAGGAAGGAUGGCAGCAGCUUUCAAUUUGCCCAUGAUUUCCUAUUUCUGCACACACCGAGACACGUCCAACAAGAAGGACUUCCCCACCUUCGCGCGCACUCGCCCACCCGACACGCAAAUCUCCAAGUCGGUCCUGUCGCUCUUGCUGGCAUACAAUUGGACACGUGUCACAUUCCUGUACUUGGACUCGGAGGACAACGAAUUCGGCGCCGUGGCGGAGACGAUCGUGUCGACGCUGGAAGCGGCCGGGGUGAAAGUGCACAUGAUCCUGACGUGGAACACGAUCUACCAUCACGGAUACUCCAAGUCGCCCUUCGACGAUUUGGUUGAGCUCUCGUUCACCGACACAAGAAUUUAUCUGAUUCUGGGCCACUACUAUGAGCAUUUAGGGCUGCUGCUGAGUCUGGAGAGGCGCAGACUUCUGGACCAAGGCGAGUACUUCGUCGUGGGCAUCGACAUUGAGCAGUACGACCCAUCAGAUCCGGAGAAGUACCUCAAGGGACUGCUGCAGGACGAGAGAGAUGUGCGAUCUGAGAAAGCUUUCAGGUCCUACAUGGCCAUCGUUCCGUCAGCUCCGGUUGCAUUUAAUGACUUCGCCAUUAAGGUGAACAAAUUCAUGGAGCUUCCCCCCUUCAACUACCCCAAUCCACUGGGCCACAUUGGCGGCGUGAAGCAGAUUCGAGCUGAGGCGGCGUACUUGUACGACGCCGUCCACUUGUACACGAAAGCUCUAAUCCGAGUGGCACGGAAUGGGGGCGAUCCACGCAAUGGCACCGCCAUCAUCGAUGCCAUCAAGGGGAGCAACUAUUUAAGUGCGAUGGGGUAUCUGGUGCACAUGGACGAGAACGGGGAUGCUGCGGGCAAUUACACGGUGCUGGCGCUGGGCAGGAACAGGAGUGGCAGUGGCAGGGAUCCGGACAGGACGAUUCUCGGACUCUAUCCACUCGGGACAUUCAGCAGAUUGGCCGGGGAUCGGGUUCCGGAUCUUCAUCUCUUCCGGCACAUGGAGUGGAUCAGUGGCAAGUCCCCAAUCGCUGAGCCUCAGUGUGGCUUCCGUGGGGAGAAGUGCAUAAGCUACACUGGGGAAAUAUCCGCCGGAAUAGCAGGUGUGGCCCUGCUCUUGCUGGGCAUCGUGUCUCUCGUCCUCUACAGGAACUGGAAGUAUGAGCAGGAGCUGGACAGCCUACUGUGGAAGGUGGACUUCAAAGAGAUCCAAAUGCACGAGAGUGACAAAGAAGGCAACGGGCAGAAAUUAACCAGAGCCACUCAUCCUUUAAUAAGAACCAGCCAGGUUAGCCUGAGUUCCAAUCCUGAUGCUGAUUUCCGCUACUCCACAAUCUUUACACCAAUUGGACUGUACAAAGGUCAACUGUAUGCCAUUAAGAAGGUGCAGAAGAAGUAUGUGGACAUCACGAGAGAGAUGAAGAAGGAAUUGAAGCUGAUUCGCGAUUUGCGUCAUGACAAUAUUUGCGCCUUUAUCGGCGCUUGCACUGAUCCUCCGAACAUCUGCAUCAUCACUGAGUAUUGCAACAGAGGGAGUCUGAAGGAUGUCCUGGAGAAUGAGGACGUGAAGCUAGACAAUAUGUUUACAGCCUCAAUGGUGGCAGACAUCAUUCGAGGCAUGAUUUAUCUGCACGAGUCUCCGCUGAGAUACCACGGAUCCUUGUGCACCAGCAACUGCCUCAUCGAUUCGCGCUGGGUGGUGAAGAUCAGCGACUUCGGUCUGCAAGGCUUCAAGCAAGGCGCCGAUGACAUUCCCGAGCUGAGGAACAUGUCUUCUAAGCACGAGAAGCUCCUCUACAGGGCACCUGAGCUGCUGCGAGCAGGCUCAACGGGCGGAGCGGCCGGGACGUGCAGGGGGGAUGUGUACUCCUUCGGGAUUGUUCUGUACGAGAUUCACACGCGCCAGGGACCAUACGGAGAGGAGGGGAAGCAAGUCCUCGAGUGUCUGCGCAAGAUUCUCAAUCCAAUGGACCCGAGCGUGCCCUAUCGUCCCUCCUUGCAGCCUCUGGAGUCGUCCUUCGACUGCGUGCGGGAGUGCUUGGGCGAGUGCUGGGCCGAACGGCCCGAAGAUCGGCCAGACUUCAAGAUGAUCAGGGCGAAGUUGCGCCCCUUGAGAAAGGGAAUGCGUCCCAAUAUAUUUGACAACAUGAUGGCCAUGAUGGAGAAGUACGCCAACAAUCUCGAGGCUCUGGUGGAUGAGAGAACGGAUCAAUUGCAGGAGGAGAAGAAGAAGACUGAGGCACUCCUGCUUGAGAUGCUGCCCAGACCUGUGGCGGAGCAGCUGAAGAAAGGCAACAAAGUCGAGGCGGAGAGUUAUGACAUGGUCACGAUCUACUUCAGCGACAUCGUGGGCUUCACGGCGAUGUCAGCCGAGAGCACUCCUCUGCAGGUGGUGGACUUCCUCAACGAUCUCUACACGUGCUUCGACUCCAUCAUUGGCCACUAUGACGUGUACAAGGUGGAGACGAUUGGAGACGCUUAUAUGGUUGUCUCUGGACUGCCGAUUAGAAAUGGAAUUCUGCACGCCGCUGAGAUUGCUUCAAUGUCUCUCCACCUCCUGGACGCUGUGUCUGAGUUCAAGAUUCGCCAUCGUCCCAAGGAAUCUCUGCUCCUCCGCAUUGGCAUCCACUCUGGGCCUGUGUGUGCUGGAGUUGUGGGCCUUAAGAUGCCGCGAUACUGUCUCUUCGGCGACACCGUGAACACCGCUUCCCGGAUGGAGAGUACGGGAAUGCCACUGAAGAUCCACAUCUCCGGCCAGUGCAAGCAACUGCUGGAUCGCCUGGGUGGAUACAAUUUCCAGGAGCGCGGCGUAAUUGCCAUCAAGGGAAAGGGUGAGCAGAGGACAUACUGGCUGGUUGGGGAGAAUCCUGAGGCGCGCCUGAAGAGGAACAAAGAGCGCAGCGAACGUCGAGGCUCGAAGGGUCAGAACAAGCUGAAGCAGCAGACGUCCUUCAAGCUCUUCGAUCCCAUUCUCACUGCCGGCCUGCCCAGGAGCAGUCUGAAGAAUCGCGGCAUGCAGCAGAGACCCUCCCUGCCGAGAUCCUCGAGUCUGGAAUCGCCAAAGAAGCUUCGGUUUGCCAGCAACAAUCUCCUGGAGCACUACAGUUACCAAAGAUACAGCGACGAUGCUCUGCUGGAAGUCACCAUCUCAGAUUCCAGUCCUAGGAAGUCCACUAACGGCUCCAGCGAGGACUUCGCCUCCUCCUGUCCCUGCAUCGAGAACCUGUGCUCCUUGGAGGAGAGGCAGGAGUUCAAGGAUAUCACUGCCAUUCAAUGCUUCAGUCCGACCGCGAUAACGCCUCUCCUCUCCAACAACAUCCACAACGUCGGUGUCUAGGCCGCCAAUCCCGCUUCCACGGUACUUAACCUGAGGUUUCCGCCACACCCCACCCAUGGACAUGAUCGGAUUUAUUAUCUCUAGUCGUGAACAAGAAGAAAAAAAUCUCAGUGCAACCACCAUUUUUACAAAUGGCGGUUGCUUAUUGAGAUUGAAGGCUCGUGUAUUUUUUGUCAUUCGUAUUAUUUUACUAAAUGCAUUGGAGAGAUGAUUGAGGAUGACUAGGACAAUUAUAGCCACUUAUAGAAAGCAACAUAUUAAAUGUUCUUGGUGAGAUUAA
Molecule: messenger RNA, 4265 nt
Organism: Phlebotomus argentipes
Lineage: Eukaryota; Metazoa; Arthropoda; Insecta; Diptera; Psychodidae
Product: guanylate cyclase 32E
Exons: 14
Coding region: 308-3985 (1225 amino acids)
Biological process (GO): cGMP biosynthetic process; receptor guanylyl cyclase signaling pathway; intracellular signal transduction
Cellular component (GO): membrane
Molecular function (GO): guanylate cyclase activity; peptide receptor activity; ATP binding
Source: RefSeq, a predicted model, not a curated record